AUGGCGGCAUCUCUGUUCACUUUCUCCUCUACUUCACGAAGGGUAGUUCCUGCCCCAAACUCUCCUCCUCUUCCUAUAUACAUCAAAGCCACCAACAUUGUUUUCAACCCUGAUAUUCCCGAUGUUCAUCGAGGUCUUGGACUCGGUGAUUUUGUUAAUUUCUUAGCCUCCUGCCGCCUACGAUAUGCUAUCAGUGACAUUCCAUCAGAGUUCUUCCCUGAACAAGUCUGUGAGUUCUACUACACCGCAACAGUCAAUGAUGAAAACAAUGUCAUCACCGGGACCAUUGGUCGUGGAAGACACUCUGUCUUUAUUACAGUAGAACUUCUCAGUGCUGCACUCAGGUUACCUAUCUUUGAACCAUUCUCUGAACUUCCUUCUAUUGACCGUUGUCGACGUCUAUUCGAUCAACUGGGAUAUGAUCACUCAAAGGCUGGUGCUCAAUCAGCUCUUGUUCUGCGCCAAUGUAUGACCCCAGGAUGGAAGUUCUUCACUGGUGCUUUGUGCAAAUGUGUGGGUCAUAAGUCUCGAAGUGGUGAUCAACUGAGCACCUAUGAGCAACAAAUCGUCUGCUCACUGCUUCUCAACAAAAGACUUGACUAUGGGUCCUUUUUCUUUGAUCAACUUGUUCAGCUUCUUCAUGCAAAUGUACGCGCUGAUCACGUUCCCUUCCCACGCUGGAUUGCUCUCGUGCUCGAUAAAUUCUUUGCUGUAGAUUACUUCUCGCACUAUGGAAAUCCUAUUCAAUGCCCUCGCAUGUCAAUUCGAAUGUAUCAAGAUGAUCUGCUGGUUACUGACAUCGGAAUAUCUGACAGGAUGCGGGAAUGGAUUGCAAACCCAUACACUGUUCCUUCACUCACCGCUGAUAUUGAUGAAGGAGGAGCUGAUGGUAACAAUGAAGAUCCUGCUGGUCAAGAGGAUGAAGCAUAUGAUGUUGGUCAUUUCUCCCCUCAACUUUCUCAUCAUAUCGUCUCUGUUACUGAGAAAGUUCACUCAGCUCAAAAGGAUUCACUGAUUCCGGGGGAGCAACAAUUUCAGGGGGAGCAACAAUCUCAGGGGGAGCAUCCCUCACAGGGGGAGAAUCCACCCCAAGGAGACCACUCUUCUCCAGGGAUGCCACCACACUCACACGCAGCUCCAGGUGCUUUAUUCGUUCAAAUUCCGGCCUCAGCAUUUAAUGAACUUCUGACACUGACUCGGGACAUGAGUCAGCGUCUUCUACACAUUGAGGCUGAUGUUCAUCAGCUUAAGGAAGUUCUCUUGCAUACUCCUUCCUCCAGCCCUCAAUCUGAUGAUGCUCAAAAAGGGGGAGAUGCUGAUACUGAUGAUGAUGAUGAUGAUGCUGCUGAUGAUGAUAAUGCUGAUCGUGAUAAUGAUGAUGAAAAUCCAAAAGAGAAAGACACCGAACAUGCUGAUAACUCCUUAGUUCAAACUGAGCCACCAAAGCAGAUGCCCGAGUCUGACUUUGUGAAGCCUAAUAGUCCUGCAGAUACUGAAAAGCGUGUUGAAGACAGUGAGCAUGAUGAUGAACAAGAUGAUGAAUGUCAAAUACUGGAUAUGAACUUCAUUGAUCCCUUUAUUCCAAUUCAAGAAGAAGAUUCAGAUGAUCUUGAUAAUGAAUCGCAAAGGCCAUACAUAAAAGUCGUUGAUCCCACUGUUGAUCCCAUUAUUCCGGUCCAAGGAGAAGAUUCAGACGUUGCUAGUGAAGAUUCUCAUCCGUUAUCUCGCAAGCGAAAGAGUUUAAUUGAUGAAUACUGUGUUACUAACUCUAAUGGUGUUACUAAGUGUAAUGUUGAAAUUACCGGAGUUGACCCAACCUCUUACCCUGCACAUCUUGUAAGACCAACUCCUCUCACUGAGAAUAUUAUUGCUUUUCCUAUCUCAAAUGGAGUGUUUCAUGCUGUUCAUGAACAACUUAAGCAUUUUCCUGAUUGCAAUGCAAUUGUGAAUAAGUCCAAAUCAGACACUGAUGAUAGCUCAUCGUCUAUCACUGAUCAUAGUUUGUCUGACACUGAAUUCUGUUGUGAUUCAAUAAUAAACAAAAGGACACAAAGCUCUCUUGGUGAAUCUUACAAGCAAUGCAUUGAAGAAUCAAUUCAUGUGAAGUUUGAUGAGGAAUCAUACGCUGAUGAAAGAGUCACUCAUUCUUCCUCUAUUUUUCAAGAGCUUCUCUCUUGCCCAUUUAACGAAGCUCCUCUUGCUGGAGAUGAAGCUGAUAUUUCUGAUUCUAUCGUUCCAGUUCCAUGGUCCUUGAAUCAAGAUACUGCAGCCAGAUCAUCAAAUAAUUCAUCAGGUGCUGAUGAAACUCUUGAAGCUGAAGAUUCUCCUACAACUGAUAACUUGUCAGUGUCAAAUUCUCCGGAAUCAUCAUCAGUCUCUGAACAUCGAUAUCAUCCUGUUGAUCAAAUUAUUGGGAAUAUUCAUGAUGGUGUCCGAACCAAAUCUCGUGUUUCUAAUAACUUUUGCAUAACUGAAUGA
Molecule: messenger RNA, 2478 nt
Organism: Lactuca saligna
Lineage: Eukaryota; Viridiplantae; Streptophyta; Magnoliopsida; Asterales; Asteraceae
Source: the annotation of a GenBank genome assembly